AUGUCCAAGGAGCAACGGACAAGACCGGCACGAAAGGCACCCGUCGCUCCCACGGCCGGCAACAGAGAGACGACGCAAGUCCAAGUCCGAAACAAGGAGAAGAAAAAGACGAGCGAGAAUGGAGGAGGGGCGAAGAAUCUCCGCUACUCUCACCUGCUCGAGGGGAUGGUGGGCUGCGGGGACAUGGUCCUCCUGGAGCCGCUGACUGAGGAGAGCCUCUUGCAGAACCUCAAGACCAGAUACGAGAGCGGGGAGAUCUAUACCUACAUAGGUCCAGUGGUAGUGUCAGUCAACCCAUACCGUCAACUGAAGAUCUACACUCCCGACUACAUCGAAGAGUACACCAGCCGGAACAUGUACGAACUCCCUCCCCACAUAUUUGCAGUGUCGGACUCGUCGUACCAGUCGAUGCGGGACAGGAACCUUGACCAGUGCAUCAUAAUAUCGGGCGAGUCAGGAGCUGGCAAGACAGAAGCCUCAAAGCUGGUGAUGCAGUAUGUAGCAGCAGUGUCUGGAAAAGGUGAUGAGGUGGACAGGGUCAAGGAGCAGUUGCUGCAGUCAAACCCAGUUUUAGAAGCUUUCGGGAACGCCAAGACAAAUCGCAACGACAACUCGUCGCGCUUCGGAAAGUACAUGGAUAUUCAGUUUGACUUCAGAGGUGACCCUGUGGGCGGACUCAUCUCUAACUAUCUUCUGGAGAAGUCACGUGUUGUCGGUCAAAAUCAAGGGGAGAGAAAUUUCCACAUAUUCUACCAACUGCUUGCCGGAGCAACUGACGACGUAUUACAGAUGCUUCACCUGGAGCGAGAGGUGUUUCAGUAUCGCUAUCUCAGCGAGGGUGGCUGCAGUUAUGUUCUCACCAUGGAGGACGACAAGCAGUUCCAAGUCACCAUCAAAGCGAUGGAAGUAAUUGGUUUCUCUCCGGAGGACAUCAGCUCCGUCCUGGAGAUGCUGGCGGCCAUUUUGAACCUCGGGAACAUCACGUUCGCCGGGUACUCCUUACCCAACGGAACUGACGCCUGCAAAGUCACCGAGGGGCGUGCUAUUGGAUACGUUUGUGACAUGCUUGGUUCGUCAGUGGAGCUAAUGGAGGAAUGUCUCACCAUCAGGAGUGUCCAUACUACGAGGGACUAUGUACAGAAGCCACUCUCUGAAUCUGAGGCGGUAUUUGCAAGAGAUGCACUGGGGAAGGCAAUCUACGACAGACUGUUCACGUGGCUGGUGGGCAGAAUCAACUACAGUAUCAAGGCAAAGAGCUUAACCAAGAAGAAAGUGAUGGGUGUGCUGGACAUUUAUGGCUUCGAGAUAUUUGAGGGCAACAGCUUCGAGCAGUUCAUCAUCAACUACUGCAACGAGAAGCUGCAGCAGAUCUUCAUCGAACUCACCCUCAAGUCGGAGCAAGAGGAGUACAUCAGGGAGAACGUGCAGUGGAAACACAUUGACUAUUUCAACAAUGCAAUCAUCUGCGAACUAAUUGAGCAUCCUACCACUGGAAUACUGGCCCUUCUGGACGAAGAAUGUCUCAGACCUGGGGAGGUGACAGACGACACGUUCCUGGAGAAGCUGGAUCAGCGGUGUGCGGGGAUUCACCCUCACUACGAGAGCCGUGCCCUCAAAGCCCUCCGCAGCGAUCAGACGAUGGACCGAGACCAGUUUAGACUCGUCCACUAUGCCGGAAACGUGACCUACGGUGUGGGGGGGUUCCUGGAGAAGAACAGAGAUCUCCUCUUCAAAGAUCUCUCUCAGGCCAUGUUCGCCUGCGAGAGGCCUCUUCUCAAGACGCUCUUCCCCGAAGGCAACCCCAAGCUGCAGACGCUAAAGAGACCACCAACAAUGGGCUAUCAGUUCAGGAGCUCAGUGGCCCAACUUAUGAAGAACCUGCUCACCAAGAACCCAAACUACAUUCGAUGCAUCAAGCCUAAUGAUGUGAAGUCGGGUCGAAACUUCCACGAUGAUCUGGUGCAGCACCAAGUGAGGUACCUGGGACUGAUGGAGAAUGUCAGAGUUAGGAGAGCAGGCUUUGCCUACCGACAGGAGUACGGACAGUGCCUCGCUCGCUACAAGAUGUUGUCGGGGGAAACAUGGCCAGUGUGGAAGGAAAACCCGCGGGAAGGAGUGAAAGAGAUCUUAUCGGCAUGUGGGUGUCACGAGUUGGACUUCACCUGCGGUCGGACAAAGAUCUUCAUUCGGAACCCGCGAACGGUUUUUGCGAUGGAGGACAAGAGACGAACAAGGCUCCACGAUCUGGCCACUCUCAUCUCCAAGACUUGGCGCGGCUUCUACCAGUGGAGCAAAUUUCAGACGAUGAGGAGCUCACAGAUUACCAUCGCUGCGUGGUACAGACGUUACUAUGUACAGAAGUGGUACAUGCGGACCAAAGGAGCAGCUCUGGUAGUCCAGAAGUACUACCGAGGAAUGGUGGCUCGCAUGGAACUGAGACGACUCAAAUGGCUAAAGAGGGCGGCCUGGGCGGUGGGCGUUAUUAAGAAAUACUUCCUCGGUUGGCAGGUGCGAAAGGAGGUUCAGGAGAUGAGGAGGAGACAAAGAGAGAAAGAGGCUGUGCUCGUUAUCCAAAAAUAUUACAGGGGAUGGAAGGUGAGGGAGGAAGUAAGGGGACUGUUCAAGCAGGUGGCGGGUCCGAAGGUCGCAGUCUUCAUGUGGAAAUACAUGUGCUACAAUUUCCUGCUGACGAUCUUGAGAAAUGCCCCGAGCACUUCUCCACUGGAUGACCACUGGCCACAGGUCUCUGUCUUGUUUGAAAAGAGCAGCGAGCUGCUGAGGGAGGUCCACCACAGAUGGCCGUGUAAGGUAAUGAGGGACUACUAUCAAGCGAGACCAAAGGAUAGAAAACGAAUGAUGGAAAAACCUCGAGCCAGCAACAUUUUCAAGGGGAAGAAGAGCCUCUAUGAUCAAACGGUCGCCGUGCCAUUUGAAUCCGACCGACUCUCUCUGAGAUCUGACCACCGCUGGUCAAAAAUUGUGGCCGAGACAAACGAACAGAGAAUAAUUUGGACGGACAGAGCACACAAAAUCAACAGGAGGGAUGGGAAGGGUGUUCCCAUAGUUCUGGUGGUGACGGGAAUGUCAAUUAUGAUUCUGGAUCCCAAGUCGCUGGCCCUCAAGUACAGGAUAGAUCUGAGGAACAUCGACCAAGUCUCCGUUUCCAGUUUCAUUGACAACCUUCUCGUCCUUCACAUUAACCCCUUCAAGGCGACAGACAGGUCUUACACAAAAGGAGACUUUGUUCUAAAGACAACACACGUCAUUGAGCUGGUCACUAAACUAUCCUCCGUUGUCAAGGAAACACUCAAGAAAGAAUUGGAAGUUACCAUCAGCAACACGAUAAUAGCUCAUUUCAAGGUGGAUGAAGAUCCGUGCACCAUCACCUUCCAGAGGGACCAGACCUCAACACACAGACCCAGUCCCGUCUGCAGGAGACGCGCUAACACUCUGCAAAUCAUUGUCUAGAGAUAGCUGUCGUUUUUUAAACUCUUUACUUUCAAUACGCACGCAUCCCUACACCUUUUUACCCUCUGAUUAAUGUAUAAUUUGCGGUUCCCCAGUUUGCGCAUGCGCCACACGAAGCAUGCCCCAGCGCCCCGGCCCCGACUUAUGAAUAUAUUAUAGCAGAAACUAAACCUUGAGUUCCGUUAGCCCCGAGAAAGAGACGGUCGGAGAUGUUUCAAAGAGUGAUCAUUGUAUUCCUGCUCGUUUCAGCACUGGACGUGGGAGCCUCAGUCAAGACCGACUCAGGAGGUCUGCAUCGAGUGAGGAGAGCUGUGGAUGAUCAUGGCCACGAGGAAGAUGACCAUGCUGAGGAGGACACAGUACAGUGUGCCCUGAGCAAGGCUCAUCUGGUGCAGGCCUUCAACGACGUGUCUACAGAAUUGGAUCUCAGGGGAACCGACGACAAGGUGUGCGCUCUCCCCGUCCCCAAAUGCCAUCACCGCGAUGACGACGAAGAAGAUCACCAUGACGAUGAUGAAGAAGAUCACCAUGACGACAAAGAAGAGGCACAUGAAUAUGAAAAUGUUGAUGGUCACAAAGAAAGUGGUAGUGGUGAGGGAAGUGGGAGGAGUGGUGGUUGUGUGUCAGUGUUUCAAGUCUGCCAGGAGCUAAUCCUCCACACCGGUCUAGCCUCGUCUUCCUGCCUCGCUGAGAACUGUCUGGGGGAGGGAGAGGAGAACGCGACGACAUCUCGCAGCCAGAGUGACAGACCAUCUGCUGCUCAAGCCUAUGGUUUUGGUUUCCUGAUGGUAGCCCUGGUCAGUCUGGGAUCCCUCCUGGGGGUGCUCAUCGUUCCUCUCGUCCUCACCAAAGACAAGACCAAGACACGAUCGCUGGUCUACAAGUACCUGUACUUCUUCAUGAUUGCUCUGGGGACGUCUGCACUAGUGUCUGAUGCCGUCCUUCACCUCUUCCCUCAUGCCUGGGGGCUCCACGCCCACGAGGAGGACGAUGGACACGCCCACGACGAGGUGGGCGGAGCUCACACCAAAGUCGAGGACUUUGUAUGGAAGGGAACAGUAGCUUUGCUGGCAAUGUACCUCUUCUACCUCCUGGAGUUCCUCCUCCACGGAAUGACCAGCCACACCCACUCUCAUGGUUUCCCUACUGAUAAGGAGGAGUGUGGGGAAGAUGGAAAGGAAUGUAUUCAACUGGAUGUUGGGAUACCCCACGGAGAAUGUGGGGGAACAGUGGAGAACCCCGGCAUACUCCACCCGGCCACGCCCAGUGCUCCGCCCUGUGAGAGCGGGAAAUGUGCUUCGUACAGGCAGCCCCUAGUUAAUGGGACCUCCUCACCUACCAAGGUGCUGGGGGACAAGAGGAAGAAGAGGGGAAUUCUCGGCUGGCUGAAGGGGAUAAAGCCGCUGGCGUGGCUAAUCAUUAUCGGAGACAGUAUCCAUAACUUUGCCGAUGGGCUGGCUCUCGGGGCUGCUAUAUCGCAGAGUCUGACGCUCGGCGUGAGCACCACAAUAGCCCUUAUUCUCCACGAGCUUCCUCACGAGUUUGGUGACUAUGUGAUUCUGCUGUCCACUGGCCUGUCUUGGUACUCAGCUCUCCUUUUCAACCUCUUCUCUGCGCUGACGGCCGUGGUGGGGUUCUUUGUCGGAGUAGGCGUGGGGACGGAGAGCGAAGAGGCAAACUCCUGGAUCCUGGCCUUUGCUGCUGGUCUAUUUAUCUACAUUGCUCUUGUAGAUCUGCUGCCGGAACUGAUCCACACAAAGGAAAAGGGGAAACAUCGCUUGGGUCUGUUUUUCGCUGCAAAUUUCGGAUUCUUCUUCUCCUUCCUCCUCCUCUUCCUCCUCGCCGUGUACGAGGAACAACUCAACAAUGUUCUUUGAACUGAUUACAGUGACCCUGAGUUAAUUAGAUCGUCUCCCACGUACUACAAAUUGGUUUUGUAAAACAGCCACAAUUAUGUUAUCAGGUAAUGAUCACAUGACAGUCACCUGAGCUAGCUAUAAGGGGAAUCCCCAGUGUGUGAGGAGGAAGGAGAGAAUCACCUGUGUGGCUGAAACUGCACUCAACAUCCAUAGUGUGACAGCAGUUCUCUUGAAAAUACGUGAGACGAGCAGGUUAACGAGUAGGGGCCACCCCAAUAACAUGAGGCCGAGGUGAACGAUUCUCCGGAGUUUCCUCUGUCUACUAGCAACCCUGAGAAUCAAACCAGUUGUUGCGUCGUCACUUGUCUGUUGCUGUAGCAACCUCUGAUUAUACUGAGAGAGGGUCUGGAUUUGUUGAAGAGCUUCCUCUAGCCUCGCUCUCACCAUCCUCACCUCC
This is a messenger RNA of Geodia barretti, 5784 nucleotides long. NCBI's taxonomy places the organism in Eukaryota, Metazoa, Porifera, Demospongiae, Tetractinellida, Geodiidae. The record is from the annotation of a GenBank genome assembly.